Messenger RNA from Sturnus vulgaris (Common starling), 1446 nucleotides. It is a transcript of the gene ADPRHL1, whose product is annotated as ADP-ribosylhydrolase like 1. The record is from RefSeq and is a predicted model, not a curated record. Gene Ontology annotation, molecular function: ADP-ribosylarginine-[protein] hydrolase activity; magnesium ion binding. NCBI's taxonomy places the organism in Eukaryota, Metazoa, Chordata, Aves, Passeriformes, Sturnidae. Gene Ontology annotation, biological process: protein de-ADP-ribosylation.
CAAAGGAACAAAGGAAGAUCAAGAUUCGGUGGCUGUCUCAGGCAAAAGGAAAGUGGAAAGUGUCUUGGGGAUGGAUAAAUUUAAGGCUGCGCUUGUUCUGGCUGGGGUAGGGGAUGCUCUCGGUUAUCGCAAUUUCUCCCGUGAAAACAAUGCCUUAGGUGCAAAAAUCCAGCAGGAGCUGAAGGAAAUUGGAGGGCUUGAGAACCUGGUGCUCUCCCCCGACAAGUGGCCAGUAAGUGACAACACGCUCAUGCACAUGGCUACAGCUGAGGCUGUCAUCACAGAUUACUGGUGUUUAGAAGACCUGUACCGGGAGCUGGUGAAGCGCUAUGUGGAUGCUGUGGACAAGCUGUCGGGCAGGCGGCCGGACCCCGCCACCAUCGAGGGCUGCAGGGAGCUAAAACCAGACAACCACCUCCUCGCCUGGCACACGCCCUUCAAUGAAAAGGGUUCUGGAUUUGGGGCUUCCACAAAAGCCAUGUGUUUAGGGAUGCGAUACUGGAAGCCAGAGAGGCUGGAGACACUUAUUGAAGUGAGCAUUGAAUGUGGACGAAUGACUCAUAACCAUCCCACAGGUUUUCUAGGGUCCCUUUGCACAGCUCUCUUUGUGGCAUACGCAAUACAAGGGAAACCCCUUGUGCAAUGGGGAAGAGAGAUGAUGAAGGUUGUGCCAAUGGCUGAAGAAUACUGUAAGAAGACCAUUCGUCACAUGGCAGAAUAUCAAGAGCACUGGUUUUACUUUGAAGCCAAGUGGCAGUUUUAUUUGGAGGAGAGAGAAAUCAAUGAGGAAAAUCAGAAUCAACCUGUCUUUCCAGCCAACUAUGAUGCAGAAGAGAGAGAAAAGACGUACCGGCGGUGGAGCUCCGAAGGCCGGGGGGGACGGCGAGGCCACGACGCCCCCAUGAUCGCCUACGACGCCCUGAUGGGCUGCGGUGGGGACUGGACAGAGCUCUGCAACCGCUCCAUGUUCCACGGAGGGGAGAGCGCGGCCACCGGCUCCAUCGCUGGCUGCCUGUUCGGCCUGGUGUACGGCCUGAGCAAGGUGCCCAAGGGCUUGUACCAGGACAUGGAACAAAGGGAGAGGCUCGAGUUCUUGGGAGAGAACCUUUACCGACUAUCCAUGGAGGAAAAGUAAAGCAGUUUCUGCCAUUUUCUCUUUCUAUAAAGACUAUAUCAAACCCUGUAGAUAUCUGACUGGUAUUCACAGUGAAGGAAGUAGCCCUGAGUUAAUCUGAAGAGCUCUAUUGUACAUCACGUGCAAGUGAAGAUAGCUGAGUUAUUAGGCCGGUUAGAGUAAUUAGACUGAUUAGAUAUAUGUGAUAUUUCUGGUUUUUUUUACUGAUGUAGGGAUUUCUAAAUAUAAGGAGUGCUGCUUAAACCUCAAAUGGCAAAAAAUAAAUAAAAUGUCUUUUGACUGAUUUCAGUCUAACUUGCUAUAAUACCACU